Messenger RNA from Mus musculus (house mouse), 644 nucleotides. It is a transcript of the gene Apoc2l, whose product is annotated as apolipoprotein C2 like. The transcript has 4 exons. NCBI's taxonomy places the organism in Eukaryota, Metazoa, Chordata, Mammalia, Rodentia, Muridae. The coding region runs from base 169 to 462 and encodes 97 amino acids. The record is from RefSeq and is marked validated.
AGUGCUGCCUGUCCCUUCCCCGGUGAAAGAGUGGAGUACAGCAGGAGGGACAGAGAUAGAGAGGGACCAAGUCCCCAGAAAUGUCCCUGCUGAGGUGCAGGCCACGGGACCUGCCAUCAGUCUCCCUUUCUGUGCUGUUCUUGGUCAGCUUUGUAGGUCCCAGACAGCAUGGGGUCUCGGUUCUUCCUGGCUCUAUUCCUGGUCAUCCUGAUGUUGGGAAAUGAGGUCCAGGGGAACCAGGAAGAUGACUCGGGCAGCCUGGCUCUGCUGGGCACGGUGCAGGGCUCCCUCUUAAGUUACUGGACCUCUGCCAAGGAGGUUGCCAAAGACCUGUACCAGAAGACAUACCCGAUCAGCAUGGAUGAGAAACUCAGGGACAUGUACAGCAAAAGCUCGGCGGCCAUGAGCACUUACGCAGGCAUUUUUACAGACCAGCUCCUUACUCUCCUGAGGGGAGAGUAGCUGCCAGGCAAGCCCCAAGUUAGGGGAAAGGAAAACCUGAUGACAGACACCGCGCCUCUUUGCUCGCAUCACCAGACCAGGAUGGUCCUACACCACCCUGUCCCAGCUGCUCCCGCCUUCCUGCUCCCAACUAGAGCCCAGAGUCUUUCAGUGAAAGAAUAAAUGAGUCCAGGUUCACUGGC